CGGGACCCACCAAGCUCCAAGUGUAAAAGUCGUUCCCCCGAAAUUUCUCUCCAAGCAUUUCCUCCUUCUGUCACGUAGCAACCGAACCAGCCCUUUAAAGCCUACAUACGCAACAGCGAAAAUGUAGGCGUCUACGAUUUACGCGACACCUACAGAGUUCUGUCUGCCAGCCAUCGCAAUCAGGCAAGAUGGCACCGCUGCUGCAAGCUUCUAAGCUGCCCCAGCCGCCCCCCGGGUAUAUAUCAACCGACUUCAUUACGUUCCGUCACCCACAUUACGAGGUUCCAUACAACGUUUUGCUUGUUGUACCCCGUACUGACCCUACCGAACAAGGAUUUGGUGUCCAUCAUGGGACUGCUCUUGUUGCCUGCCAAAUUAUCGGCAACAAUGCCUUUGAGACUGGUCAGCUGGCAUUGGACGCGAACGGCGAACAGCUCGUCACGCUCCCCCAUGAUGAUGUUUUAUUGGGGAGCGCUUAUUAUUUCAUCGUCGACGGCCCUUAUAAUCUGGAAAAUCCGUACCCGGUAGUCCCAACAUUUCAGGAUUGGACGUUCCCUCACAACCGUCUCCCCGCUUCAUGGCCUCCUGCUUCUGGCCCCCCUAUGACGUCUUGCGGUAUCAGCGCAUACACAUUCCCUGUCGAGAGCGCGCAUCUUGUUCCGCAAAAGCAAGGACGUUGGUAUGCAGGCAAUGGUAUGUCAGAGUACACCGAUCUACCGUUCGCCAAUAUCGACAACCUCGCGAACAGAACACCACUACGUAGAGAUAUCCAAUAUCUCUUUGACGACCGUGCUUUGGCCAUCGUUCCGAAGAAUUCGACGUACGUUUCUCACAUUAUGUCGACGAGGGCAGAAAACUAUUGGCCCGAACACCACAACGUCGCCGUUCAGGGUCUUCAUAGACACGCGCGCGCAUACCUCUUUGCACGCUUCGCAUGGACGGUUCUGUUUAGCAUGAAGUCCUUUGUAUGCACGGGUGUCGACCGCUACGUUAUUCAAGUCAGCGACUCCAAGACAGGCCGGGGCACCGUAUCGGAAGCCACAUGGGUCAAGGCGGCCGACCUCGUUGCAAAGUACAGCGGCGGCAGCACCCAAGAGGCGGGACCUGCUUCGAAGCGGCAGAAAACACAAGACGGCCUGGAGGGCGAUGGUACUUCCGACUGCAGCUUCGCUGAAGACGAUAUCAACGCUGUCUACUCUUGGAAUCAUGAUCAUGGGCAAAAGCCAUGGCCAUCGGAUUCCACUGCCCCCGCAGGUCCAAAUGACGAAGACGAUGGGUACAAGGGAAAAGCAGUUGACAGGCCCAAUGACGGCGCCAUGUAGGGCAUAGUGCGGACCGCGAGAGAGGCUCAGACAGAAGCCAGUUCCGUCGGGAGCUUGGUCAGUCGUUCGGCACGGCUGGUCAUCCGCGAGAAGCUGAGCAAGGCUCGUCGUUCGAUCAAGGGCAUCGGGAAACUUCGGUUGUGGGGGAUAAUUGCGGACCUGUUCUAGCAGGGGGUCGCAGGCCAGCCCAACUAGUCCCCUGUACUGAAGAGGAACAGCGUAGGCACGCUAUAGGAGGCUCGUAUAGCAAUGGCCACCUAACUACUAAUAACUGGCCCAGUACCGAUCAAGCUAGAUUACAGCUAUAAAUAGCUGUAAUUAGCUGAUCGGCCAACUGAAA
This is a messenger RNA of Durotheca rogersii, 1662 nucleotides long. RefSeq lists its product as uncharacterized. Lineage: Eukaryota; Fungi; Ascomycota; Sordariomycetes; Xylariales; Xylariaceae. Bases 189 to 1322 code for a protein of 377 amino acids. The record is from RefSeq and is a predicted model, not a curated record. The transcript is spliced from 2 exons.